AUGGACUCGAGCGGGAAGGUGGCCUUCGAGGGCAAGUUGUUCGUGCAGACAAUCGACGCGCGCGAUGAGAACGAGGAAAAGUAUAUGCGGGCGUACCGCUCGUUCGAGGAGACGACGGCGGGGCUCAGCGAUAAGGACUUUCACGACCUGCUGUCCUCGCUGGUCAGCAAGGAGAAGCAGCACGAGGAAAUCUCGCUCGCCCUCGUCUACAUCAUACUGACCGACCCGAACGGUGCACCAAAGAUGUACCGCGAUCUGACGCUGCUAACCCGGGACGGGCUCGGGUUCGUGACGGCCAAUUUGGCCAUGCUGGUUGCGGAGAAGUACCACAAGCUGACGGACGUUGGGCGUAAGCAGUUGCUUUGGUUGCUGCGCGAGCUGAUCAAAAACCAGGUGCUGAACGUGGACAAUCUGGCGUGGAACAUUCUGCGCCAGGCAAGCGGUGGCGACAUUAGCCCGAAGAACAUUGCACUGAUCGAGGGUUUGCUGGACAUUUUCACCGAGCACCGGGCAUGGCUAGAGAAGGAUCAGUUUCUGAUCGGCACGGUGGCGUACACGUUCGUUCGGCUAAUCGAGGACCACUGUGGGCCACAGUUUGUGUAUCUACGCAACAGGGAAGUUAAGUUUGUAAUCUCGUUGAUACGGGACCGCUUUAUGGACAUCAUACCGCUCGGGCGGGAAUUCGUGCGGUUGCUGCAAAACGUGGGCCGAUUACCGGAGUUCGAUCAGCUGUGGAAGGACAUGCUGUACAACCCGAAAUCGCUCUGCCCCACGUUCAACGGUGUGUGGCAGUUGUUGCAGACGCGCACAAGUCGGCGAUUUCUGCGGGGCCGCAUCACGCCGGACAUCGAGCGCAAGAUACACUUUCUCACGAGCAACGUCAAGUUCGGCAAUCAAAAGCGCUACCAGGAUUGGUUUCAGGAGCGGUACUUCAACACGCCCGAGUCGCAGAGUUUGCGGUGCGAUCUGAUACGGUUCAUUAUCAGUGCGAUUCAUCCGACGAACGACAUGCUCUGUUCGGACAUUAUUCCACGCUGGGCCAUCAUCGGGUGGCUGUUGACGUCGUGCACGAAUGCGGUUACGCUGGCUAAUGCGAAGCUGGCCCUGUUCUACGAUUGGCUGUUUUUCGACCCGGCCAAAGACAACAUCAUGAACGUGGAACCGGGCAUACUGGUGAUGUACCAUUCGAUCAAGAACCAUCCGCUCGUUAGCUGCACGCUGUUGGAUUUCCUUUGUCGUAUCAUGAAGAACUUUUACCCAAAGUGGGAGGAUCGCAUUCGGACCGGUAUUUACAACUCCUUGCGUAAGAUCCUCGAGAUGAAGGUGAUCCCGAAUCUGGUGCCGUUGUUUGAAUCGCCCAAGCUGGACCGUGAUCUGAAGGCAAUGUUGCGCGAAAACUUCCGUGAGUUUUGUGUACCGCCGAACAGUAUGUACGGCAUGCAUCCACCACAGCCCGGUAUGGAGACGCAGAUGAUGAUGCACUAUCCCGGUGAACCGAUGGAGCAUCCUCCACCCCAUCUAAUGCCUCCACCCGUGCAUACGGUUCACCCUAGCCAGACCGAUAUCACACAACUAAAUCGAAUGGAUCCCUCACGGAAAGCACACGACAGUGGAGGAGGAGGCGGUGGUGGUGGUGGUGGUGUUGGAGGAGGAGGGGGAGUGGGAGUAGGAGCCGGUUGGCUCGCCUUAAGAGGACCUAUGGCAAGUGGUACCGGAACGAUGCCUAUUACACAGGGAGUAUUGCGAGGUGGUCCUCCCAGUGGACCCGGACCGACCGUCGGUUCAGGUGGACCGGGAAGUGUUCCGAGCGGAAUACAUGCAGGUGGCGGUGGGCCGGGUAGUGCAGCCAGUGGUGGUGGAACUUUUGCCAAACCUUCAGAAACGCCCCGAUCAGCGGACAGUGCAGGCACAGCGGACGAUCCCAAAUUUAGUGACGAUGAAGAUGACGCAUCGAAAGCCACUGCUACGACGGCCACGAAAACGGAGGACGUGUCGGAUGAUGAUGAUCUGCCGCUGGCAAAGGUACGGCUGCUGGAGAAGCCGGCCAUCGCAAAGGUAGCCUUGCCGGACACGUUGAACGGCCAUCUGGAAGAGUUUCUGCGCGAGAAAAGCGUCAAGUCGUUCGAGCCGCUGUUGCAAAGUCUGGGCAGCUGCGGGAAGGCAGCACUCAACCUGGAGCAGGAAAACUACCUCACGGAGAGUGUGAUAUCGGUGAUCAAGCAGACACUGCCGGACAAGAGCUACUUCCCCGCGUCGAAGACGGACGAGAAUUUGUCCGAAAGCAUCAACUACCCACUGUUUGCGGCCUACCGGUUACUGUACCAGCACGAGGAGUCCUGUAAGAAGCGCAUCUUAGCGCUGCUGGUCGCCAUCGUGACGCGGAUCAAUGUGGCCGGUUACAUGCUGCUGUUCUUCCUGAAGGUGCACGGGAAGCUGCAGGCCCGACGGAAAGAGAACGCCGGCAGCACCGCAUUCAAGGCGUCCGUGUACGGUGUGCUGUGCGAUGCGCUCGAAUCGGACGAUUCCGUGGACGACUGCAUCGAGAAGGAUCUCAAUCUGCUCGAGAAGCACAACACGCAGAUGUUCCUGUGGAUCCUGCCGGACAUGUACCGGGAGUUCAAGCAGACCAUGCUCAACAACACGACCGUGCUGCGGCUGCUGGUGGGCUGCAUCGAUGCGAGCAAUCUGGGCGACAUCAUCUACAGCAUCACGCAGGGCAAGCUGAUCCUGUUCGACGAGGAAGGCAUCGUGGAAAUUCUGCGCAAGAGCCUCGAGUACGAAACGUUCGAGCAGGUAUGCAUCUGGCAGCUGGUGCAGGCCCACGACAUCCCACUCGACACGUUCCAGGAGAUAAUCCCCGAGCUGGAGUCCGGUGCACAUGCGGAAGCGCUGACCGCCAUUCUGCUGCUGCUCCGUGCCGAGAAACCGACCACCGAGCUUGUCCGGUUGCUGCUAAGCCGCGAGACGGAAACGAAACACCGAGGCGACCCGUUCGUAACCUCGGUCCUCCGCUACUGGUGCCAGGAGUUUGAGGAAAAGCUGUCCGAGCUGAUUGCGGCCCUGCUCACCUCGAAGUAUCCCUCCAACUCACCGAACAAACGCAAGCGGCCCUCGAAGAGCGCGCAACAAAAUACGGCCCCCACCUCGGAACAGUUGCUGAACCAUCUGGAACAUUUUAGGCGCAGCUGCAGGCACGGGAACGGUACCGGCACCGGGCUGUUUGUACAGAACGACAUGCAGCGCGCCCUGCAGCAAGCAUUCGCCCACAGUUCCGAAAGCCAACGGAAGCAAUUUAGCGAUCUGUUUGCACUAGCGGCCGAAGACGAAACGUCCACCACGGUUGGCCGGCGGGGUACGAGCAGUCGCGGUCGGAAAGCACCCUCGAACAAGAAGGAGACGGCGGCGGAAAAGGCGGCAGCGGCGGCCGCCGCAGCACAUGCCAACAACAGCAAGAAGGCGGCGGAAGCGUCCGGCCACUUCAGUGACGACUCGAGCGACGAAGACUGGUCCAAGCAGAAAGCCUCGAAGCGAAGGAAAACGCUAAGCGAUUCCGAUUGA
Messenger RNA from Anopheles marshallii, 3558 nucleotides. RefSeq names its product integrator complex subunit 3 homolog (gene IntS3). The record is from RefSeq and is a predicted model, not a curated record. The coding region runs from base 1 to 3558 and encodes 1185 amino acids. The transcript has a single exon. Gene Ontology annotation, cellular component: cytoplasm. Lineage: Eukaryota; Metazoa; Arthropoda; Insecta; Diptera; Culicidae.